Arxiozyma heterogenica is the source of this 993-nucleotide messenger RNA. It is a transcript of the gene SOL1, whose product is annotated as Sol1p. The record is from RefSeq and is a predicted model, not a curated record. Gene Ontology annotation, molecular function: 6-phosphogluconolactonase activity. The transcript has a single exon. Gene Ontology annotation, biological process: pentose-phosphate shunt; carbohydrate metabolic process. The coding region runs from base 1 to 993 and encodes 330 amino acids. Lineage: Eukaryota; Fungi; Ascomycota; Saccharomycetes; Saccharomycetales; Saccharomycetaceae.
AUGACUACUACUGUUCCAAAAGUCUUUGCAUUCCAUGAGUUUUCAGGUGUGGCAGAGGCUGUUGCUGAUUAUAUAGUAUAUGCACAAAAUGGAGCAUUGAUACCAAAGGAAAGAAGGCCAUCUAAUGUUAAUCUUAGUGAUAAUAGUAGUAUUUUAAGUGGGAUUAGUACCAACACUACAAAUAUGAAUUCAACUAAUGCUUCAACUUCUGAUAUGCAAAGAGUUUAUUCAAGUAAAAGUGUUUCUUCUACAAGAGAAAAAAAGGAAAGACCUAAAAAAGAAUUAAGAUUUAAGAUAGCUAUCUCAGGUGGAUCUUUAAUUCAAGUUCUUCAUGAGGGUUUAUUGAAAAGAAACGAUAUUCAAUGGGGGAAAUGGGAUAUAUAUUUUGCAGAUGAAAGAUUGGUGCCUUUUGAAUCUGAUCAGAGUAAUUAUGGCCAAGCAAAAAGAGAAAUUUUCGAUUUAAUUGACACAGAAAAAUAUGGUACGCCAAAUAUUUAUCAUAUUGAUGAGGCAUUAAUUAAUGAUCCACAAGAAUGUGCAGACAGUUAUGAAAAAGUUUUAAUUAAGGGUUUUGCAGGUAGAGACUCUGUGAAACUUCCGAUGUUUGAUUUAUUUAUCUUAGGGUGUGCUCCUGAUGGUCAUAUUGCGUCUUUGUUUCCAAAUUUUCAAGAAAAUUUGCGUGAAAAGUUGGCUUGGGUGGUGCCUGUUGAAAAUGCCCCAAGCGGUCCAUCAGAGAGAAUAUCUUUAACAAUCCCUGUUAUAUGUCAUUCUCAUAGGGUCAUUUUUGUCGUGGAGGGUGCUACAAAAGCUCCAAUUAUAAAGACCAUUAUGGAAAGGCCUGAGAAAGGUUUACCAAGUAGUAUUGUCAACGAAGGCGCAGCUGGUCGUGUGUCUUGGUUUGUUGAUGAUGAUGCAUUAACUGACGUUUUUGUUACAAAGAAAAACUACAAAUACCAUCAAAAAUUAGAGUUCAAUAACGAUUCAUUUAAAUGA